Molecule: messenger RNA, 744 nt
Organism: Rotaria sp. Silwood1
Lineage: Eukaryota; Metazoa; Rotifera; Eurotatoria; Philodinida; Philodinidae
Source: the annotation of a GenBank genome assembly
AUGGUAUCAUAUUCAACUAAUACUAACCCGGGCUCGAUCACCGUUGCUGAUUUCAAUAACGAUGGUCACCUUGACAUUGUCGUUUCUAAUAAUGGGGCUAACAGUGUAGGUGUAUUUCUUGGAUAUAGUAAUGGAACUUUUGAGGCACAAAGAACGUUUUCAACUAGCUCGGGACCAUUUGCAGUGACCACCGGUGAUUUCAACAAUGAUACUAAAAUAGAUAUCGCCGUUGCCAAUCGUGAUGCUGACAGUGUGGGUUUACUUCUUGGGUAUGGCAAUGGUACCUUUUCGACGGAAAAGACGUUUUCAACUGGAAUUCAUCCGUCAUCUAUUGCCGUAGGCGAUUUCAACAAUGACAAUCAUCCGGAUAUCACCGUUGCCAAUAAUGGUGAUAAUAAUAUAGGUAUACUUAUUGGAUAUGGUAAUGGAAGCUUUGCCAGCCAAAUUACUUACCCAGCUGGUAGUACCCCAAAUCCAGUUGCCAUUGGUGAUUUCAAUAUUGAUCAAAAUCAGGAUAUUAUUACUGCUAAUUGGUAUACGAACGAUGCGAGUUUAUUCUUCGGAUAUGGUAAUGGAACGUUUGCUUCACAAACAAUGUUAUCAGUUGGUACUAAUGGUUAUUCGAUUGCUAUUGGUGAUUUGAAUAGGGACAACAAACCUGAUUUUGUUGUUAGCAACAUAGGUGAUAGCACUGUCAGUGUAUUUCUUGGACACGAAGUAACAUCAUCAGGCGUAUAUCAUUAA